UUUGUUUUUAACGGCUCUACUGUUGCUGUGGACCCUUUUCAUAUCGGGCUAAUGUCAAUCACAUACUUGCAAGAAUAGCAGUGUGCCCAUCACCAGCAUCAUGGAUGGGAUCAGUAUGAGCAAUGAGUCCCUGUGGUCAAUCCUCUCUGGGACAAGUGUGGUGUACUCCAAUACCAUUGUGGGAAAGCAGCUUGAGGAAGGCAAAGACAAGUUCUCGAAAGGCAUCCUCUAUUAUGCUAAGUCAUCUGAUGAUGACAAGGGAAAGACAUCAAAAACAUCAUCAACAGGUUCUUCUGCUCAGAAGGACUUCUUGUCAAAGAUUAUGAAGCUAAUUGACGUGUCUGAGCCGGUGGCCGAGGAGCUGCUGUACAGCUACCUGGUCUCCGAGUUCCGCGGCACGUCGCGCUCUCUAUCGGCGCUGCUCUCGUCGGAGCGACACCAGCAGGCGCUGCUGGUCAGCGUCUGGCGCUUCUACCACACGGAGCGACUUUACCUGCUCAUGGGACUGCGGCAGAUCAUCGCGCGUCACGCCGACACCGAUCACCCGUACAAGCCUCUGUUUGCCAAGUUCCUGAAUUAUGUGAUCGAUAAAGACGGCCGUCUGCUGCCGUCACUACUGGACCAGCUGGAGUGGUGUGUGUCGGCCCAGCCGCCCAGCUGGAGGCACAACGAAGCGCUCAGCUCCCCAGCCGGCCGUGACAGCUGGGUCAGCAGCGCGCUCAAAGAGCAGGCCGAGCUGCUGCAGUGCGUGCUGACCUACUGCCAGCAGCGCCAGCCGCUCAACCGCAGCCAGCUGCUGAGACUCGUCAACCUGUUCACGCGUCACGCGCUGGGCCACAGCCCGCCGUACGCGCAGCUGCUCACAGAGCAGCACGCCGAGCUACUGCGCUCCGUCACCCUACUCCAGACCACCGUCUGCCUGCACGGCAUGCAACUGGGCCAGCUGGCCGACCAAGUCAGGGGCUCUCCAUUACUGGAGACUCACCUGUUAUCCACCGAGAUGGCACGUGCCGAGCUGGACGCUGCGCUGCCGCUGGGAGCUCGACCAGAGCACGGUCCGCUGCUGCUCGCCUGGCUGCUGGUGCUGCACGUGACGGCGAACGGAGCGGCAGGCAGCGAGGGGCGCCGCGCGGCACUCACCCGCCGCUGCCGCCAGCUGAACGUCCUGGGCUACAUACGACAGAUGCUGACGGAGGCCGAGGUCUUCCAGAACAGGACCUCGAUGAUCGGCAAGAUUGCCCGGGCAACGAUCUACAACGUCGUGGAUCUACUCCUGCUCUGCUUCGACGCUACGAACCUGGGUGACGAAAAGGACAUGGUGACGAUCUGCGCCGAAGUUCUAUCGGUGCCGCACCUGGCCGCCGAUUUCUGGGCGGCCGACUCCGACUCGUGUGGCCUCCGUCUGCUGUUUGACGACGUGGCGGCACGGUUCCCGGCGGACGCGGCGCCGCUCCUGGAGCUCUGCGCCGGCCUGGCCCGCGCCGGUGUCUCCAGCCUCACGGAGGUGGUGUCGUACCUGCAGCGUGUUCCCUGUUUCGCCGAGCCGGCGGCGGCCGUACCCGGCGGCUCGGCGGCCGUCUCGCAGGGAGGCCGACUGUGGAGUCUGCGCGCUCCGCGCCGGCCCGAGCAGCGGCUGCCGCAGCUGCUGAUACCGGCCGGUACAGAGGGCCGCCUGCUGGAGGGCCGCCACCACCUGGUCAGCUGGUCGGUGGCCCACUCCGGCUGGCAGCGGGCGCUCAUCUUCCUGGAUGAUCUGCACCAGGAGGGUCAGCUGGGCGAGCAGCACGUGCAGCCGGAGACGCUGGAGCGCGCCGGCGCCGUGGCCUGUCUGCUGCGAGCGGCCAUGGAGACGGGCUCUCCGGACCUGCUCCGUCAGCUGCGGCCGCAUAUCGACCUCCUGUUCCCCAUUCUGGAGCGUCACUACCGCUGGGGCUCGCCGCCCCAGUCUUUCGUCCACCACGCGGCAGAGGUGCUGGCGCUGUACGCCCGCGUCGAGCCGCACUACGUUUGGGAGCACAUGGACAGAAACAGGCUCCUGCCGCGGGGCGGCGCUGGCGGCGACCCGGUGCUCUCGGUAGAGGCCGGCCGGCUCGGUGAGCUGAUCGAGGCUCACGAGUGUGUCCAGCGGAAGUACCCGCUGACCCAGGCCUUCCUACACCUGCUGCACAACACCGUGCAGGCGGCGCCGGACCCGCCGCCGGCCGCCCUGGUGCCGGCCGUAGCGUUCGUGCUCCGGGACGUGUUCCCUGCGCACGUGCGCUGGCAGUACGCGCGGCGCGGCGACGAGACGGCGCUGGGCCGAGCCUGUCUGCGCCUGCUGGACGCUCUGCUGCCGCUGGACGGUCCGGGGCCGCUGCGGCAAAUGGUGGCGCGCGCACUGACUGACGGACCGCCGGCCGAGACGCUGCUGGCUCUGGUGGUGCACGGCGAGGCCCGUAUCGUGAUGCUGCUGGAGGAGCAGACCCACUGGGACACCGGCGCCGGAUUGGAGUUUAUCCGGCUGAUCCACGUGGCGCUCUCUGUGCUGAACAGGCUGUUGGUGUUGCGGUGUCGCGAGGACCUCCCCCAGCAGCAGCAGCAGCAGCAGCAGGCCAGCCUGCUGGAGACCCUGCUGACCAGCCAGCCGGUGGGCCGCGGCCAGCUACGCCCGGUGCUGGCCAUCGCCCAGUACCUGUUCCACCGACACAACCCGCACCUGCCCACACUGGCCAUCCGGCUGCUGCUUCGACUGGCCAAGGUGUUCCCGAUGUCGCUGCUGGCCUCGUUCGGCCAGGACUCGGACGUCAUCUGCAGCGUCAUCCUGCGCCGGCUGAGAGCCGAGACCGAGGACGCCAGUCUGAAGGUGGCCGUGCUCGACUUCCUGGCGACGUGCGUCACUUCACAGCCGGGACUGCUGCAGCGCCUGCUCGGUGUCGGGACGGUGGAGUCCGAGGAUGGGACCAAGAAAAAGGCCGAGCAGGAUGAUGAGGGCGGCUUCCUCGAGGAACUACUCGCCAUCUUCGAAGAACACCGCAAGUCGGAGCGCUGGGAGUCGCCGCUGCUGCUGGCCGCCGCCGCGCUCGUGCACGCUCUGUGGCUGGGCCAGUGCGGCGCCGCGCUCACCCACCUCACGGCCUCGGAGCGGUUCUGGUCGGACCUGGUGGCGCCGCUGCUGGCGGCCGGCGGUGCGCGGCCGCCGCCGCUGGCGCUCUCGGCCCACCUGCUCCGCACCCUGGCACUCCAGCUGUACUAUGCGCGGAAGCCCGACCCGCGACUGGGAACACUGCUGGGCAAGGCGACGGAGGACCGCGGACGGCUGCUCAACGCCUGGUCAAAGCUGGUGUGUGACGCCGCCGGCGGUCUGAGCGGGGACCUGAACUCGUCGCUGGUGCUGCUGGACGGCGGGGAGCUGGCCGGCGGCUCCUCCUCUGAGGAGCGGCAGGAGGACGGCGCCAGCCUGCUGCUGGCCUGGCGCGACUGGUGCCUGGUGGCCGCCACUCCAGGGAGUUCGGUGUCGAUCUCGGCUGAGAGCCAGCAGUGUCUGCUAAUCGACCUGCUGACCUCCCUGGAGCACCAGCUGAGCAGCGGCGCCGGCCGGCCGCGACUGGUCAACAUCCUAGCCGAGCUGGUCAUGAUGCUGACGGCGCGCUGGAACCAGCGGUGCGGCGACGCGCAGCUCAGAGAGCGCGUCUGGUCUCUUCUGGAGGCGUGCAGCGGCCAGUUUGACGAGCUCCCGGUGCGCGCCCGCUGUGCCAUCCUGACCACCGCCCUGCGGACGCAGCAGCACGGCCGUGCCGCCGCCGACUCGGACGCGGCCGGCUGUGUGCGCUGCCUGCCGCCUUGCUGCGACAUGCUGGAGCGCGCGCUGGUGCAGUGUGAGCCGGCUGAGGCGGCGGCCGGCUCGGAGCGGCUGGCCGGUCUGGCGGCGCUGCUGCUGCGCCGACUGCUGGUGGCCCCGGCGGCGCGCCGGCUGCUGACCGGCCGGCCCACGCUGACGGCUGUGCUGUCGGCGCUGGGCCGCCGGCUGCGCCAGGGCCGCCAGCCGCGGCUGUGCCAGCACCUGCUGCAGGCGGCGCUGGCGGCUGUCAGUGAGGAGCGCGCCGCUAUGGAGGCCGUCGGCCUGGGCCUGGCCGGAGAGCUGGGCCUGCCGCUGGCCGAGCUGCGACACCGGCUGGGUACCGAUGUCUCGGACGACUGGCGCGCGGUCUGGGUGCUCACCAUCCACCUGUGGACCCACCUGCUGCGGUCCCAGAGGCACUUCUUCGUCACAGACGCCAUCGACUUCGCCGCCGUGCACUGCGCGACACUGUGCGCCUCCAUAUCUCAGUUACGCACCCGACUGCAGCCGUCUGACCUGGAGGAGACGGAGGCCGCCGUCAGUUUCGUGGCCGGUCUGAUGAGCUUCAGCGCCCAGUGGCGGCAGCGGCACCGGCACUCUUACGACACGCUUCUGUCGUGGCUGAAGGGCUGCGUGGGCGUGUGCUUCUGGUACCUGUGCCGAGGCCGGAUCGUGGCGCUGCUCCUCGAGCGGCCGCACACGCUCGCUGACCGGGAGGAGCUGCACAGAGUGCGGCGGCUGAGCAGCACUGAGCCCGAGCCGGAGCGGCCGCCGCCGCAGGUCACCGCCGUCCAGAACAGGCUGGUGCGCCUAUCUUCGGUGUGCCUGGUGGCGCUGCACGCCCUCUCUCCACCGCUGGCACCUCUGGUCACCGAGGAUGGCCUUCAUCUGGACGCCUGGGAGCCCCUGGUCGGAACCAGCUUCGCCUCACCGACGCUGGACAAGCCGGGCCCGCCGCCACUCACGUUCGGCACCCUGCUGGCCGGGGUCAAUGUCUGCGUGAGACCGCUUACGAAGUCGGACCGGUCGUCACCUGUGGUGGGUGAGGCCCGCCUGGAGCGCCGUCCGCUGCUGGCGCUGCUGCACCAGACGCUGGUGCUGGUGCUGGAGCAGGCGGCGCUGCUGCAGCUCCGGCCGCCGCCGGACGCCGCCGAGCACCCGCUGAACCUGGGGCACCUGAGGGAGGAGGUGAAGUCCUUCCUGGACAGUCUGAAGCGGGACCAGCGGCGAAGCCUGUCCCACUCGCCGUCCGCUCGUCAACACCACGAGUCGGGUGGCGCGGACGAGGCCCGCUUCCUCGAGCUGGUGCAGCAUCUGGUCAACUCUGUGCUCAAGGGCUGACCUCCGCCCGACUGAGCAGUGAGGCCGGUCACCGCCCACCGACCGGCCGGCCGGGUCAGGGCGGGGAGAAGAGGGAAGAGAACGGCAUGAGAUGACCCUGGAGAAUGCGUCGAGCGGCGUCUGUCUACUCUGAGAAGGGAAAGUCGGCGAUAAUGGUGAUUUUGUACUGUGCUGCGACAAUAUUGCCCCAUGUGUUGAUGAUGAUGAAUACAUUUGUUACGAACACCA
Amphibalanus amphitrite is the source of this 5386-nucleotide messenger RNA. Its product is annotated as nucleoporin NUP188-like. The record is from RefSeq and is a predicted model, not a curated record. Gene Ontology annotation, cellular component: nuclear pore inner ring. Lineage: Eukaryota; Metazoa; Arthropoda; Thecostraca; Balanomorpha; Balanidae. The coding region runs from base 101 to 5158 and encodes 1685 amino acids. The transcript has 29 exons. Gene Ontology annotation, biological process: RNA export from nucleus; protein import into nucleus. Gene Ontology annotation, molecular function: structural constituent of nuclear pore.